AAAUGAACUUGGUGUGAAUUCACUCUGGUAUCUCCUUCUUACUCUCUACUUUCUUUCCGAGAAAAACAUGACUUUGUGCCUUUCUGUGGUAUUUUUGCUCCUAACAACAUACUCAAAUUUCUGCUCUUGUGCUGAACAGACAUUUUGUCCAGAAGGUUUUAUCUCCUUCCCAAAUGGCCUAUCUUGCAUCAAAGCCAUUAAUACAUCGUCCCUGAGCUAUAAUGAAGCAGUGGAAUAUGCAAACAAGAGAUCACUCUCGCUUGUCACAGUCAGAAAUGCACUGCAACACAGGAUAGUGAACCUCUACACUUUAAUGAGCUCUCAUACUCCAUUUUGGAUUGAAAGUGAUUGUGGUGAAGAAUGCACUGGGAACGAUUGCCGAUCAAUGGAGAUGGGAGUGAUAUCUAAUCGAUCCUGCUCUGAUAGCCUCCACUUUGUUGUGAUGAAAAUUUGUCCCAUUGUUCCUCCUUUUGCUAUGAUUUCAAAGCGUCAGUACAUUGCUUUGUCGCAAGAAUACAACUUAACUGUUCCUGAUAAUAUUAUUCUCAACAAUACUGAUAAUAGCACGUCAAUAAAUUGGCUUUUUAAUGGAGAAAUACUGCAAGACAGCUCUAUCACUCUUCAACCUGGCUAUCAUCUGUACUUUGAUUCUUUCCUUUCCAAUCACUCUGGUGUAUAUGCACUUGUGCAGUCAAAUCUUCGUCAGUCUGUCAUCAUAUUCAUCAUGGAAUUAGUUGAAGCAACUUUGAACGAAUUUACAGUAACUCCUGCUAAUGUAACGAUACCUACUGGACAAAUAGCUGUCCUUGAAUGCGAGUCUGGGGACAGUUUUCCACCUCCUGCCAUUGAAUGGAUGUACAUUGACAGCAUGAACAGGAUCACCAAUAUAUCGACACUAAACAAUACAAGAUAUUACGUGAGUCCUGUUCAUUCUCUUUACAUACGAGAGACCAAAGUGAUAGACAGUGGAGUCUAUGUGUGUACUGCUAGCAACAUAGCAGGGAGCAUGUCAGCCACUGGUUACCUCAAAGUCACUAACGAGUCUCUCUUAAAUGCUCCCCUAGUGGCCGUGUCUCAGAACCCUAGAAACCAAACAGUCUACGUGGGAGAGAAGUACACCAUCGAAUGCUGUGCCAUGUUCAGCAUGCCACAGAGUGUCAUUGCAACCGAAUUAACUUCAGCUCUUCUCAUAAACUUCAGGGAAGUUCGCCAGCCUGGUCAAGGGAGGGGCAGAAGCUCUCUUUAUUACUACUCCCUCAUGGAAAGGACCUUCCCAAUUAUGCAGUUUGAAGCUGAGGAGGAAGGAGAGGAUCGGUUCUCCUGUCAUGUAACUGCUAAUCUUUACACACUCAAUAGUAUUCAAGUGGCAAUUAGCACAACCGCCACUAUUACUAUUAACGUAAAAGCCAGUGUUAAAGAUAUUAACACAAGCACCAAUGACACUCUAAUAAGCAUUGGAACAACAGUGACACUCUACUGUGACUACACUGGCCCUAGUGUCAAUUGGUAUUACAACUCCCUCCCAUACACUACUAAUGUCAGUAACCCUACUAACGGUCGGAGUGAGCUCACACUUAAUAAUUUUAAAUUAUCAAACACUGGAACCUACCAGUGCAUUGCUAGCAAUGACUAUCAGACAAUGAUCAGAUCGAUAACACUCUCAGCUAAAGAUGGUGUUCCUGGUAUAGUCUAUUACAAUGCAACUGUGAUCUCCUACUCUUCCAUUCUAAUCAUCUGGUCCCCACCUCAAGUACUAAACACGCUCUAUCCGACUCUACUAGGCUAUGAGAUACGCUACAGGAAACUCGAGCCGUUCCAACCAUUGGAGAACUUUCAAGUCGUAACCUCAAUAUUUGAUACCAGAUACACACUGAGCAGUCUCCAGGCAGGGAUGCUCUAUCAGAUCAAUGUGAUUGCAAUGACUACAACUUCCUAUGGACCAGAUCACAUCAAGCUAGUCAGCAUUCAACCAGAACCAGUACGAUCAAGUUCAACGACUCUCAUUACACCCACUUCAAGCUCAAUAUCAAGAUCAAGUGUUCCCAUUACUACAUCAUCAGUUAGAACUGUCCUAACUUCAGUGACUCCAACUUUUACUAUAGCACCAUCAGUUGGAGGCCUCAACCCCAGCAAAACUCCUCUCUCAACAGUAAUUCUGACUGUAGUACUUUCGCUGCUCAUUUUAAUCAUUUCUGUCAUUGUUUUAGUUUGUGUAUUCCACAGAUGCUGGUGGAACUAUAGAGGAUGGAAGGGUAACUACUCUCCGGAGAAGGUUGAAGAGGUUCACCAGCGAAACAUAAUGCUCAACUUUGAGCCUAAACUGAUUCAACCAGCUCAAGCAUUUGAUUCUGCAACUGAUCUUGAGAGCGAGAGCAGUGGGACUACUCUUGAUGUCGUGAGAGUUGAUAAAAUCUACCACAGUCAAGAGAAUGUUAUAUACGACAGUCUUGAGAGCCUCAAGCUUCAAUCGGAGAAUGUUUAGACUGUGCCAGACCAGUUCAAUGAUGUGUAGUGUAAUAAUUAGCUUUAGAAUUUCAUUUUUGCAUGUUCCUUUAUUUAGCAAUGAUUUGAUUUGAGCUUGUUUUGUUUUUGUUUCUGUUACAGUCAUGCUGCCAUUAAUUUUUCAAUGC
This is a messenger RNA of Amphimedon queenslandica, 2630 nucleotides long. Its product is annotated as roundabout homolog 3-like. Gene Ontology annotation, molecular function: protein binding. Bases 68 to 2482 code for a protein of 804 amino acids. Gene Ontology annotation, biological process: cell-cell adhesion. The transcript is spliced from 11 exons. NCBI's taxonomy places the organism in Eukaryota, Metazoa, Porifera, Demospongiae, Haplosclerida, Niphatidae. The record is from RefSeq and is a predicted model, not a curated record.